Messenger RNA from Folsomia candida, 1024 nucleotides. RefSeq names its product chymotrypsinogen B. Bases 166 to 963 code for a protein of 265 amino acids. Lineage: Eukaryota; Metazoa; Arthropoda; Collembola; Entomobryomorpha; Isotomidae. The record is from RefSeq and is a predicted model, not a curated record. The transcript is spliced from 5 exons. Gene Ontology annotation, biological process: proteolysis. Gene Ontology annotation, molecular function: serine-type endopeptidase activity.
GUUAUCUCGUAAUUACACUACUCGUGCCGUAUAUCACGUACAAUCGACUAUAAAAGUGGGGUAAUUUUACCCCAUUUUAUAAAAAGUUUUACAAUCAAACCAUCUAUCUCACUUGCUUACACAAGUUUUUACCUUGAAAACUUCACCUAUUUUUCGACUUGUAUCAUGCAAUCUAAAAUAAUUUUAUUUAUAUUCUCCCUGACAACUGUGGAUAUCUGUCGAGGGAGCAUUCUGUUUCGAACCGAAACUGAAAAUUCCUCAGGAAAAAUAGUAGGAGGCACGGACGCGAAGCCGCACGAAUUUCCUUAUCAAAUAUCUCUCCAGGAUCGUGGGUGGCACAUUUGUGGCGGCACGAUUCUCAGCGAUGUAAAAAUCGCAACGGCGGCUCAUUGCUGUGAAGACUAUUUAACGACAUGGAGCGACCUUCGCGUCGUGGCGGGCGCACACGUGGCAGCAAAUUCCAGUGAGCCCAAUCAACAAAGGAGAUCCGUUAAUCGUCCCCGCAUUUAUGACGGAUACGAUCAAUAUUACAAAACUAAUGAUGCAUGCAUUUUAACGGUUACGGAACCCCUUGAACUAAACCCCGCGGUCAAAGCAAUGCCCCUCUGUGAGGUGGAGCCUGCGCCUGGCACCGUUUGUACCGCGACUGGAUGGGGGCGCACAAACCCUGACGGUAUUAGGUGGAAAGGUCCCCUUCAAAAACUCAAUAUGACCAUAGUUUCCCGCCCAGUUUGCGAAAGAUCGUACGGACCUCUAGAGGAAGAUGUGAUCUGCGCGGGAGGAGUUUUUGGCAAAGACAUUUGCUUCGGCGAUUCCGGUGGCCCGCUAGUUUGUGGGACUGGUUCUUCAAAAUGUCUCGCGGGUGUGGCUUCCUACGUAAGUGGCAUGGGCUGCGCGCAGGGAAUACCUUCCGGAUUUACGAAUGUGGCCUGGUUCUACAAGUUCUUCACGAAUGACGGAUAAUUCACUCAUGUCGUCUUAAUAAACAUUCUUUGAACUACAAAUAUAAAUAAUAAAUAAAAUU